UCAAAAUGAUUAAAUGACAAUGUCAAAUAGUGUUACGGUGUUUGCACUUGCACAUUUUUAAACAUUAAAUAUUUUGCCUAAAUUUGCCGAUGUUUAAUAAAAUUAUCACUCGAAAUAAUUUCGAAUACACAUUCGAUGCAAUGUUAGCUCCAAGAGAACAAAGAAUUAGGUUCGGUUCAUCAUAACGCACAAUAAGAAUGGCUGCAUCUGCCAGCGAGAUCGAAGACUUCCUAGGCGGACCUCUUAUUUCGUGGUUCAAAUCAUGUCUGGCAGAGCCGGAAAGCAUCAAGAACUAUUCCUCGCUAUUCGAUGGAGAUAUCUUACAUCAUAUCUACCUCCAGAUUGAUCCGGAGCCAUCCUUUCACAUUACGAAACUAACUGGUCUCGAAGACCAAGCAUUAAUAUUGGGGCGAGUAAAAAACUUUGAUGCUAUCAUUAAAAAUGUUAAAGCAUUAUAUGAGGAGGAGCUAGGAAUGACGCUUUUAGUUGUGCCAGAAUGCAUUUGCUUAGGAAAGGCACCAGAGUCUCGAGAGGGGUUGGAGAACAUGAAGCUCCUAGCUUUGUUGUUACUCGGUGCAGCUGUUCAAUGUCCCAACAAAGAGCUUUUUAUAACAAGAAUAAAAGAACUGGAUGUUGAUUUGCAACACAACAUUGUUGAAUGUAUAAAACAGGUAACAGAUAUGCAAACUGUUGUCUUGACACCAGAUGCAAUAGAUCUAUUCCAAUCACCAACAAUGUUUAAUCACAUGAGAAGGAUAGCCAAAGAGAGGGACCAUUAUUUGCUAAACUGGGCAUCUUUAGUACUCAAUGAAGGUUUGUGUGAAAAUGAAACAGAAAACAAAAGUGGAAAAAGCAGAUCAACACAAAAUGUAAACCAAAAUAAUGGUGAGAGUCAACACUUAGCCGUAGAAUUAGCUGAUUGGAAAGCAAGGCUUAGAAAACAAAGACAGGAAUUGGAAGAAAAAUCAGAACAACUCUCAGAAUGUCGAGAAGAACUUGAACAUACCAAAUUAGUUUUGGCUAAGUUACGUGCAGAUAGUCAAGAGUGGUUUAAUGAAGCAAGAAAAGCAGCUAGUUACAGAGAUGAAGUUGAUGCUCUUAGGGAAAAAGCAGAAAGAUGUGACAGAUUAGAACAAGAAAUUCAACGGUAUCGUGAUCGCUUAGCUGAUGCAGAAUAUUAUAAAACUCGAGUAGCAGAGUUACGUGAAGAUAACAAAGCCCUUAUGGAAACUAGAGAUGCUUUAGAAGAACAAUUACAAAGAGCGCGAAAGAGGGCCGAACAAUGCUUAACUCUAGAAGCAGCUAUGAUUAAAUUAAAAAGGGAGGCUAAUGACAUUGCUUUGGAAAGGGAUGCUGAUCAGCAAAAGAUUCAAGAAUUAAUUGAAGAAAAUAAUCACUUACAGUACAUAACUAGAUCAGUAUUAAGCGAAAGUAAUAAUAGUAAUUUAGAUACGGAUAACGAAGGUGAAAAUACAUUAGAAUCUGGGGAGAAUAGUUUGUCAGAACAAUUGACAAGCAAUGCACAAGCAAGAGCUUUAAAACUUGAAUUAGAAAACAAGAGAUUGCUAUCUACUAUAGACAGUCUUAGAGAGCAAUCAUUAUUAGAAAGUAGUGACAAAGUGCUUGAGCAAGAAAAAGAAAAAAAGAGACUGACACUUAAAUGUGAACAGUUACAAGAAAAUUGUAACAGACUUAAGCAGCAAAAUUCUGAAUUGGAAGAAGUGUUUAAAAAUGCUUUAGAAGAAAAUCGUAAAUUGCAAGAUUCAUUAGAUAAGCAAAAGUCUUUUAUGGAUAGACAGGCAAUUGAUAGAGAUUCAGAAAAAAAUAAGUUGCAGGACUUUGAAAGGCAUUUAGAAUCCUUAACUAAAGAUAAACAAAGAAUUCAAAUGUUAUGUGAUUCUAUACAACGACGGGCAGAUGACCUUGAGAAAACUUUAGAUUCGAGGACUAAAGAAUUAAAUCUAACUAAGCCUGAAGCUGAAAAAGUAACUCGACUGAUCAUACAAACAGAAGAAUUGAAAACAAAACUAACUUAUAGUGAGAAAGAGUCUCAUAAUUUGCAGAGAGAGGUUAAUAAAUUAAAGGAAGCAAUUGAAGAGAAAGCUGUUUCGCUUGAUACAAUCACCACUGAAAUUGAACUUAAAAACAAAGAAAUAGAAAGGUUAGCUAGACAAUUUGAUAUCAAUCAGACAUUAAGUAAUAAACUUCAAGACUUAGAACAAAAAACACAAGAGCUGAAAUCUCAUAGAAAAGUUGAUACGGAAACCAUACAAACUCUACAAAAAGAUUUGAUAUUAGAGAAAGUCAAUUUUGAUAAAUUGAGAAACUGUAUGGAAAAAUUAGGAGUUAAUACUUCAGACAUAAUUGCUAAAGAUGUAAACGUGGAAGAAUUAUUAGAAAAAGUAAUAACUAAUGUAGACCAUGAAACUUUAAUAUCAGAAAUAGCCGCUAAAGCGAAUAUCUUUAAAUUGGUGCCCUGUAAUUGCAACAAUAAAGAAAAGCCUGAUAUUGAAGAAAGUAUAAUAAAUCCACAAAUAGAACAAUUAUCUGCGGAUCUAGCAGCAUUACAAAUUUCAUUAGAAAACUGCCAAGCUGAAAAUGCUAAACUUCAAGUUAAUGUAGCUACUUUAAAUUCACAAAAUGGUUCACUGAUUUCACAACAAAUGACUUUACAACUUGCAAAUAGUCAGCUAGCUGCAGAAAAGGAGGAAAUUUUGAAGCAGUUGGAAGUCUUAAAAGAUAAACAGGAUAAUCUUUUGCGUGAUCAAGUAGCUUUGCAAACUCUUCACGAACAAUUAAACACAGAGUACGAAAUGUUACUCAGUGAAAAAGAACCUGUAAAAGCAGCCAUUCGGGACUUAAAAACAGAAAAUAGAGAACUUAAGGAAAAGUUGACCACAUACGAGAAGAAAGUCGCAGAAUUUGAGUUGGAGCGCGAGAAUCUAAAAAUAGAAUCAAGAAAUUUGACUAAUCUAAGAGCCGAACAUUCGAAACUAAAAGAAGAUUUUAGGAACUUAUUUACGGCCAGUGACAGAUUAAAGAAUGAGUACAGAAACAUGCAAGAAGAAUAUAGAAACAUUCGAAGUGAAGUGACACAAUUAAAAUUAAGAAAUACAGAGAUGUCUGGUGAGAUAAAUACGAAAUCUGAGGUUAUCACGAGUAUGGAUUUAGAAAUAAGCAAAACUAAUCAACAUUGUGAUAUGUUGAUUCAAAUGAACAAAAGUUUAGAUGCUGAUAGAAGAUCAUUGAUGGAUCACGUUUCACAGCUACUUACUCAAUAUCACGAGUUAUUAGCACACUCUUUAAAAGAUAAGCAACAUUAUCAUGAAGAGGAAAAAAUGUUCGCCGAUAGAGUAAACGCCCUGUGUCGUCAAAAAGAAAAAUUAGAAGAGAAAAUAAUGGAACAUUAUAAGAAACUUGAUAAUUGCGCACCUAAAAGAAGAGGCUUUGGUGCAUCAUUCGUGAAACGUGUGCGGAAAGCUGGCACAGACUUAAUAAACAAAGUGCCUUCGAGGAAUAACAAAAGAAUAGAGGAUGCGAGUCGGUCGAAAUCACAACUGACCCUGGCUGGCUCUGAAUCUGGCGAAUCAGACCCAGGCAGCCAGGAUCUUGACAAGCUAUCCAAAAUGUCCGAUCAAGAUCAAGGUUCAUCAAAUCCUAGUGUCGAAUCACCCAGACACGGGUCUGAAUCAAGUUUUACCAGGCGGUUUGAUGACACUCUUUUGAAGAAAUCCGAAAAUAUGGACAUGUCAGCUUCAAUACAUAGUUUAGACCCUGUCAGGAUUCCUAGUGAAAGUAAUUUCGUUCGGAGGCUGUCUUCCGCGUCUAUUCAUAGCGGAGGAGGCGACGAUGCUCUCAUAAGAGCGUCGCUACGGAGACGGCCACAUAAAGCAGUUCCACCCACACAUCGGAAUAGUUAUCAAGGUCUAGACGGAGAAUCUAGUUUGCCUGCAGCCUCAACACCAUCCCCUGUAUUUGGUGCAGCCGGAACUCGCCGCACAGUAUAUUUGACUGAUGACAAUCCAGAGGUCAAUCUCAACAGCAAACCGCAAAGUACACCGGUCAAGGAGAAUCCUACUUACUUGGUUUACAAUAGAAUUUCCACGGUGAUAGGCGAUGGUGCUUGUAAAAGCAGCGAUAGAUCGAACGAACACCAUAGAUCACAGGAGCCAACGAGAUCAGUGGAUGAUGAAGAGGAUACACAACGUGCUACAAGUCGAGCUGAAAAGCCUGAGAAUUCUAAAGAAACGGCUAUAUGGUAUGAAUAUGGGUGUGUAUAAAAUUUUUACUAUUGUAAAAAUGUGUUUGAUUAGACUGAUGGGAUGCCUUGAAUUUCGAAAUGAAAUUGGAAACGUGUGAUUAUAUCUGUUUGAUAUCUAUAUUAAUAUUAAUAAUGAUGGUAUGAGAUCCGUUAUAAGAAAUAUAUACCCUCAUCUCAUCUGUUAUUUAUUUGAGAUAAGAAAUAAAUGAUGGAAAAUAUUCACAUUGUCACAUUCCACAUGGGUUGCCUAGGUAAAUUGCGACUGAAUAGUAUUAAAUGCAUAUAUUUUUUUAAUUUAUUUAAUUUCCUUCUCUCAUUGGUUAAUUGAAAAAAAAUGUACAUAAGUUAAUAGUAAAUAAUAAAAUAUACCCAAAAAAAGUUAAAAGUAGAGGUUGCUUACUUUCAUACUGCAACCGUGGGGUUGCCAGCAGUUAUGUAAUGUUAUUUAGUCGACUAAUACGUCAAAUGAAAGCAUAUUUUAACUGAAUUAGGUUGUCUUUCCUAGAUUUAGAAUGAUAAAUGUUUUUGGCCGCAAUUUUACUCUGCAAUCUAUUUGCAAGGUGUCACUGAACAUUAUCUAUCAUUUAUUUCGUAGCACUAAUAAAUAACAGAUGGGGUCAUAUAUUUCUAAUGCCGGAUCUUAUGAUAUUUCAAGUAUAUCGUGAUUAUGUGGAACAGUAUUAUUCGGCAUUUAUAUUUUAAAGUUCAAAUAUGAUUGCAGUAGUUAUAUUGUGAAUGUAAAAUGUUGACAUCUCUCUUUUUUAUUAUGUGACUAUUUUUUAUGAGGCUAGAUUUGUUACCCUGUUUAUAAAGUACCUACCGUUGCAAUAUGUUUCAUCUUCGUAAUGUUGCAUUACAUAAAUAUAUAUGAAACCUCAGACCAAUUAUAGAAGGACCACUAUCGCACCUAAAUUCACGAACAAAAUUGUCUGCCAUUUUCUAAGGAAAACGAGCUUAGAUUUGGUAUAUAUCUAAUACUAAAGUAGAAGUUUUUGCCCGUUUUUUACACCAAUAAACUACACAAAAAGGCAUUUUUACGGAGCUCUAACCGACGAACACGGUUACAACUAUGAAACAUCGAUGCUAUAGACAGUUUUAAUAAUCGCAUUAGAUCGUUGAUCAUAUACUUUGACAGAAAAGUAUCGUCUAUAGCUUGGCAACUUCGUAACACUCCCGACGCGGAAGCAGGCCGGGGGGCGUGUACCGAUGAAUUUCACAUCUCACACCACACGCACGAUUUCACACCCGCGCAGUCUUUCCCCUGGUCGCCCGCAUAUCAUGGGAUUGUCAUCAACUAACUUGCCAGACUAUAGCGAGGCAGGUCCUAUACACUAAUUGGUCUGAGUAUGUUACAGAUUGGUUGUCUUUUAGGUAUGUAUAGAGUGAAUGUGAUUCUAUGUAAACUGUUAUGUUGACUUAUAGGGUAUAUGCAUGUGGUCCGAAUGGAGGCCAGAAGGCCAGAUAUUUUUUUUUUUGUAUUCUUUAUUGGUUUUUCAAUUUUAGAAAUAGAUUAAUAAUAAAAAAAUACACGCAUAUUGUUUAUUGCUAAAUACUCGAUACAUAAGACAUACAUCCAGUUGAAUUAAGGUGUUUAGGGAAUGGUUAUUGUAGGAGUAUUUAAAGCAAUAAUCACUAAAAUUGGAUAUUUGUGUGAAAGUCAUUUACAAUGUGUCGUCAUCAAAUAAUACAUUUUUAUAUCACUCUUCUAGGGCAUAUUAUUCGCCGGUGUACCGAAGUGGCGAAGUAACAUUUGAAGCUGUAUUAUUUUUUUAUGUUACCAACAAGCGUAAUAAACAAGAAAACGAGCAAACAAAUUAAUGAUAAGCCUUUAAAAAAAUAUCGUAAAACGGUAUUGCAAACUUUUUUUGAUAAAGUAAUGAUUAAUUUUAUAUAUCAUAUCAUUAUUAAAGUAGAAUUAUCAAGAUUUUUUUUAGAUAUAAGUAAACUGCCGGGUGGUUAGGAUAGGUAUGGGCCGGGGAUGACCAUUCCCCUUUGUAAUCUUUUCAAAUUACUGUACUACUUGUUGUAUUAAUAAUAUAACAGAAUACUUAUUAUUUGAUGACGACAAAUAGUGUAAAUAAUGAAUCGUAAAUUAAUAGUAUAGUAUGUGCCAAAUUUCUAGUCUGCUUUGAAGUUGCAACACGCCAAACUAAUUUGUGUUCAGAGCUGACUAAAAGUUUGGCGACGUUUAUAAUAAGAUAUUCCUAGUUUUUUUAUACGCUGUAUCGUACAAAUAUCAGAGGCAUAAUAAAUACGUUGAUUCGAAGAGCCUUUUUUAAAGAGGUUGAAAGUAUUAUCAACACAUUUGUUUGUAAUUUUUCAUAUAGGACUCCUUACUGUACUUCCUAACUUGACAAAACAAUGCCUAUAAUACUUGUGAUCGUGAAAGCCUCAAUCUGUUAUAAUUAUUAAUUUUGGAGAAUAUCCCGAACAGACAAAAAGUAUUUUAAAUGUAUUAUUCCUAGCUGUUCUUAUUUUAAUUCUCCAUUUAAGUUUUGGUAUUUAUAUUUUUCAAAGUAAAUCUUUACCAUAUGAAUCUGGUGGAAUUUACUUACAAAUGUAUUGAGAAAAUAUUGUAUUUGUGUGCAUUUAUAAAUAAAAAUCAUAGCAAUAUUAUUAAAAUCCUUCCUUAUAAUUAUAAAGCCUGCCUAAUUUUAUGCAGAAAGCAACACAUUUGCACACUAUUAUAAUAAAUAAUUAUAUCACCAUAUCAGUAAAGUAUGUAUAUUAAAAAUAUAAAUAAUUAUGUGCCUAUAAUAAAUAAUAAUAUUACAUAAUAUUGCCUUGCCAGUGGUCUGUGACAGUUAAUAAUAAUCAAACGUUUGGUUAUUGCAACUUUUUAAAUAAAUUUGACAAGCUCUAUUAUAAUUAAUAAUAUAGUCCAGGAUCCAGUGAACAUUUUUGCAAAUUAUUACUCUGAAGCAAAUUUUUCGUAUUUGCUUUUUUUUUGAUGACCUCGUUAUCAAUACAUAUGUCGAUGGAAGGAACUACAAACCGAAAAACAAUUAAAGAAUUUUUGUAAAGGAAAUACCUCAUCAAAAUGAAGCUACUCACAGAAAUGAUAGUUGAUAAAAGUUGUAAAAAUGCUUCUGGAUCCUGGACUAAUAUAAUUUUAUUUGUGAUUUUUUGCUGAUGAGAUUUUUUUUUAUAUAGAACAUGAAGUUAGAAUGUUGUGAGGAUUAGUAAUGUUAGUUUUAAGUACAAGUUCAUAAUAUUUUCUUUAUGUAUAGGUUCUUUUUAUUGAUAUUAAUUUUAUUCUUAAAUAAUGUGUGACAAUAGUAGGUAAUAAUGAUUUUUAAAGUAUAAACCCAGUGUACCUUUAUUUAGAAUUUUAUUUAGUUGUGUAUGUAGAUAGAUGAAAUCUUACUACAGUGAAUUAGAAAUAUAUAAUUUAAAUUGAUAAUUCAAUAACACUAUGUUUAACAAUUAAUGCAUUUAAUAUCUAACGUAAGCAAUUUAUAUGGGAUUUAAAUUUAAUCACAAUUUUAAUUUCAUAAUUUAAAUAAACUAUCUCAUAUUGAUUGAAUUUUAAUUCUGUUUUUUUUUCUUAUAUUAAUAAGACUUAUAAUAACAAUCACAGUAAUUAUAAUUAUAAUUUAAUAAAUAUAUUUUUAGUACAAAAUGAAUUAUGAUUAAAUUGAAUCAAUAGAAUUUUUUUAUUAAUAAUUUUUCUUUUACGUGGUAACUUUGUAUGAAGGACUCUGUAUUUAAAAUUUUAAAACUUUGAUUUUCAUGUUGUUUUAUACGUAACUAGACUGAUGAAAAAAAUUGGUGUACCUUCAUUAUAUAAUAAUUUAAAAUGAUAAAUUUAUUUAGUACUACGAGAGCCAGAUCACAAAAUAUGUAUUAAAAACUCCAAUGAAAAUCGCGAAUUAGAUAUUAAGUAAUGUAAUAAGCACCCCAAUCUUACAAUCCAAAUAAGGUUUCAUUUUUUGUAUUGUCUUCAUGGAUAUGGAUAUGGGAUGACAUUGCCUAUAUUAUUCUACAGAAUUGUAAUAUCAAGACUAAAAAUUCAGAAUUGUCAUCAUUUUGCAGAGAAUGAUGGGACUAUAAUUUUUUUUAAAAGCAUAUCAAUAUUGUAAUGAAAAGUGAUUGUAUAACCCCCAGACAAGGAUUUUAUGUUUCCGUUAGGGGGUGUAUGAUUUUUUUUCAGAAUAUGUUUCUUUCUUAUUUAUGAACUUGUUUUUGCACAGCAUAUAACAAGAUUCUGUAGUUACAAAAUAGUGUCUGGCAUUAUACCCAGCAUGAUAAGUGGCAUGAAUGUACUAGAAUGCCAGGUAAAAAUAAUUUAUGUAUAAGUACAGGAAAUCUAGAAAAAACCGAUGGUAGAAUCUUUACAAAUAGUAAACUGACGUUUCAAAAGUGGUUGGAAAGUGAGCCUACUUAAAAUAAAUGAAUUUUGAUUUUUUUUGAAUUUUCGAAAAUCAUAUAAGAUUAGUAAAAGUGACAAUGACAUUAAUUGUAGAUGAGAAUGUCCUCUACAUUUUUUGUCAAAUAAACUUUAAUGUAAAACUCAUAGUUUAGGAGAAAAACGCAAUCCAAAAACUUUUUGACUUUCUGAGCUACCCGUCGAUGUACUCAAGUUAAGCUUGUUGCUCCCUACCAGUUAUAAAAUCUCGAGUCAUAUUUCCUAGAUUUCCUGUACUAUACUGAUCAAGUUAGAAUAAACAUUAAUUAAAAAGAAAUAGAAAAAGAUUCAUUUUGUUCAACAAUACAUGUUUCAAUAUCAAUCAUACUGUCAUAUUUUGGUAGUUUUCGUACCCAUGUUGAUGUUAUAAUUCGCAACAGCUUGAAAUAAUAUAUGCAAGGCUUAUUGCAGGCCUAAUGACUGGAGGGAGCGUUGGAAAAUGGUACUAUCACAUGGUGCUCUGCUUUACUAUUAAGUAGAAAACGAUUACUGUACAAUGUUUCGUAUUGUUUUUUUUUUUAUAUUACAGUGAUGUACUGUACUUAAUAUAAUUAAUCGCCUCUCACCGAAUUACUUAUCUUAGCACACCUUUUUUUGAAUAAAACAUCAAUACAA
This is a messenger RNA of Bicyclus anynana (squinting bush brown), 9284 nucleotides long. RefSeq names its product protein Daple (gene Girdin). The coding region runs from base 198 to 4280 and encodes 1360 amino acids. Gene Ontology annotation, molecular function: dynein light intermediate chain binding; microtubule binding. The transcript has 7 exons. NCBI's taxonomy places the organism in Eukaryota, Metazoa, Arthropoda, Insecta, Lepidoptera, Nymphalidae. Gene Ontology annotation, cellular component: centrosome; cytoplasm. Gene Ontology annotation, biological process: cytoskeleton-dependent intracellular transport; cytoplasmic microtubule organization. The record is from RefSeq and is a predicted model, not a curated record.